AUGCGCCAUCACCACCUCUCCGUCCAGACGGACACCCCCGUUGCAUCAACCACCACUCCCCCGGCGACUCCCAGCACGCCCUCAAAGCGAGACCCCGACAAUCUCAACAGAAUCCUACACUACACAGACUCCCUCGACUACCACCACCACCCAGACUCCUCCUCCCCGGUCCAAUUCGGCCACGGCGUCUGGAGCGCCGUCUACAAAGCCUCGUCCCUCCCCGCGCCCCCGUCUACAGGUGCCCUAAUAACGCCACCCGCCUCCCCAGCCUCCAAAAACCGCAUUGUCGCCGUAAAGUCUCCCAUCAGAAAAGAUGCGCACCCAGUGCUCGAAUCCGAAGCAAGGGUUCUCACCCGCCUAACCCUCUCCCCCGGCGCGGAGCGCUACAUCGUCCCGUUUCUGGGCUUCAUACCCCGGAGCCAUGCGCUGGUUAUGGGCGCUGUGCCGCUAGCGCUGUCGAGCUAUAUAACAGAGGCAGCGGUUAAAGCGCAAGAGCACCGCUCGACGAGUAACAUGUUCGAGCCCGUGCUGGGGAAGCGGCGGUGGAUUAAUCUCGCGCGGAAACUAGUCUCGGGACUUGACUGGAUGCACAACACGGCCAGUGUUGUGCAUGGGGAUAUCAAGCCGCAUAAUAUUCUUCUGCGGCGGGUUCCUGCCAUCAGCGAUGGCGGGGAGGAGUUCGUGUAUGAGCCCCUCUACGCGGACUUUUCUUCCGCGCAUGAUACUUGCUCCGCGGCGUCCUCGCCGGCGCCUGGGUCGGCGUUGACGCCGCCGUUUGCGGCACCGGAGUUGCUUUCCGCGGCUGCGUUGAAGGCGCCUGCUGGUGCUCCGCCGACAACUGCUUCUGAUGUGUUUUCGUUGGCGGUGACGCUGCUCGCUGCUGCGACGGGUGAUUUGCUCUUGUACCCUGGGACAAGUCACAUGCAGAGACUUGCGAUGGCGCGCGAAGGGCAUCGGGUUGUUGAGUUUGCGAGGUCAGGUGGGAACGGGAUGAGGGUUCCCCGGGGCGGUGCUGUAGAAAGUGUUGUCAAAGUUGCUGUUUGUAAGCAGCCUGAGGAAAGGGUGCGGGCUGGGGAGUGGGUGGAGUUGAUGAAGAGUGUAGAGUAG
Aspergillus chevalieri is the source of this 1107-nucleotide messenger RNA. Its product is annotated as protein kinase domain-containing protein. The transcript has a single exon. Lineage: Eukaryota; Fungi; Ascomycota; Eurotiomycetes; Eurotiales; Aspergillaceae. Gene Ontology annotation, biological process: protein phosphorylation. Gene Ontology annotation, molecular function: ATP binding; protein kinase activity. Bases 1 to 1107 code for a protein of 368 amino acids. The record is from RefSeq and is a predicted model, not a curated record.